Messenger RNA from Acanthosepion pharaonis, 7041 nucleotides. NCBI's taxonomy places the organism in Eukaryota, Metazoa, Mollusca, Cephalopoda, Sepiida, Sepiidae. The record is from the annotation of a GenBank genome assembly.
AUGUGUAAUGUUCUUUUCAAGGUUCUUCCAAGCAAGAUGGAGACUUCUUCAGUCCUAUAUCUUCGAACUGCUACCAACAAAAAAGGAGACAGUGUACAUUCUUCAAGUGGUAGCCCCAACCAAAAUGCCACUGCCCAUUUCUAUCCCCAGACCACUUCAAACGGUCACCAUUAUGACCGCUACCAUAUCUCUCAGGGUGAGCUGUCUAAUAAAGUAGAGAAAUCAGAUGUAUCUUAUCAGCAUACCUAUGACCGGCAACAAAAGACAAGUAGUAGUUCAUCACAGGUAUCUAACGAGUUACACGAGCGGCUAAAGCAGAGAGUUAGCAGCGGCUCCCAGGUGUCAAGUGAAUGUGACAGUAAUGAAUCUUGUCAAAACAGCACUGCUGCAGAAUCGUCAACUGUCAUGAAGGUAGCUCUUGGAGAAAUUGGUAGUAUUUCAAAAUACGUGUCACAAGGAUCUGUUAGUAUGCCGGAUGUGCUGACUCCCACUCCUGGUGAGUCUUCAGGUGUUGCAACAGUCAGUUCUGAAGGAGAUGCUGAGUCGAAUAUUGAAAUGCAACCAGAGCUUACCAUCACAAAUGCCUUUUCCCUGAGUGCCGAAAUGUGGGACACUGGGCAGGACCAGAAGCCCGAAGAAGAACCAGUAGAUCUGGAAAGCCGAAAUCCUAUGCAACACACAAGGGAAGAAUUCUCGACUUGCGAUGAAAAUCAAGAUGUGAAAGGUCCGACUACCGAUUCGGAAGCGUUUGAUCUUUCAAAAGUGAAGCAGGAAAUUGAAGAGGGGCCAUUUUCUUGUUCCCAUUGCGGAAUGGUAACUUCAGAUUCUGCCUCUCUCCAAGAACACAUGAACACACAUAAAGUGAAAAAGACAAAAGUCUACCUUCACCAAUGCUCAGUUACCGGUUGCGAUUUCAGCACCAAUGUCAUUCGUGAAUUUAUAUCUCACUACUCCAAUAAUCAUGAUGGACUACCGUCCUAUGUUUGCCGUUGGUGCAAAUGUGUCAUGAAUAGUCUUUCUGUUUUUGUUGACCAUGUCAGAGAAAACUUUGUUGUGCCCUGGGUCAAAUGUCCUCAUUGCCAUCUCAAGAAGAAGAAUAAGUCUGAGGUUGUAGAGCACAUCUCUGUUGAACACCCAGGAGAAUCGCAGAGGGUUAUUGCAGGGAGCAUGUUCCUCUGUCGCAGCUCAAGUCAUUCUCGGGAGAAAGACUCUAAAAUAUUCUCAGAAUCUCAUAAGACAUUGGUAAGUCUUUUGAAUAACCAAAAAUAUAUUUUAAACAAUUCCAAUCAUAAUGGCAACGAUAAUGUUGUUGGCAUCUUAGAUCCUGGUCAGAGCGGACAAGGAUACCAAUGUAACGAAUGCACUUUUAAUACAACAAAUGCCCAAGUAUUUUUGGCACACAUUAAAGUCUGUGAAUCCAUGAAAAGUGCCACCAAACAAAGAAACGUUAAUUUUGAAUGCAAAGAAUGUUCUUUUGCAACAAGUUCCAGGGAGGCAUUUUUGAACCAUAGUCACGUAAAGGCAUCUCUUAUGAAUGGAAUGAAAAGAGCGCCGUACAAGAAACGUCCGACCGAAGUUCGCAAUGAACUGAUCAGGAAGAAACUUUUAAGUAUUAAAAAACAAACCCUGGCUUUGAAGCUGAAAAAAGAUAAAGAAGCAAUGGAUUUGGAAGCCUCACAAUCGGGUGAAAAUGAGGGCAAAGGGCAUUUCAAGUUUAACUGUCCCUACUGUUCAGAAAAGUUCCAUAAACUGAACCGUAUGAAGUUCCACAUAUUCCUCAGUCAUCGAGAUUCUUACAGUCAGACAUUUCCACUCCACCAGUGCCUCUCUUGUCACAUGAAAUCCUCCUCUGAAGAAAUUGUCAGGCAGCACAUUGAACGAACACACUUUGGUCGUAAAUCGGGGAUUUUACUUAUUAACGAACCACCCGAGAUUAUUCCGAGGAAAUACAAAACACCAGAUCCGAACAAAAAACUUGUCCAAUCAAUUGCACCAAUUAUUAAAGUGGUUCCUGCUACUUCUGCUGGGGAUUCACCAAAAAAAACAAUCGAAAGAUGCAGCAGUUGGGGACGUAAUCAAACAAACGAUGACUCGAAACAUUUGACUGUCACUGAGGUCAUCUCUCAGGAAACGAAUGCUGAAAUUACUGAUGUUGGUAAACUCGUGGUGUCAGCAGUUGAAAAAGAAACUCCUCAUGUUAGCCCUAAACCAAGUGCUCUGCCUCCUGAGCAGACAGUAAAACCAGAAUUGGAAGCAAACCUUAAGAAAAAGGCGGACACCAGCAGUCCCCAAGCCCCACCCCCUAAAAAUCUAGCAAUGGAAAUUGUAAAAUUCACAGCUGGAGAUCAUUUCACAGAGUAUAUCCAGUGUCCAAGAUGCUCUUACCAAUCACGGAGUGUGAUGGGCUUUUAUGGUCAUAUCAAACGUCACUUGGAUCUUGUGGUUCACAUAAACACCCGAAGAAAAUAUGAAUUCCAUAAGCCAAAAGUCCUGCGUACUGGACUAAAGACUGAGGAAGGGGUUGAGGAGACUGUUUCAGCUGAAGAAAUGUCAGCACCAAAAACGGAUGAAGAGACAUCGAAAGAAAAUCCAGGAGAGCCUGAAGCAAGGGAAUCGUUGUCCCCAAUGUCACCUGCUGACCCCGAAAUCAAAUCCCCGGAGACUCCUCUGUCAAAUCCACCAAAGUUGGAGUCAAUAAUCAUAAACAAAAAAUCCGAGAACUUGAUUGACAAAGACGAAUAUUCAAAGCUUGGAGGUCCAAUACUAAAUGCCAAAUUAUCAUCUUUAUAUACAUCUAAUGGUCAAGUAAAAGUGUGUAAUAUCUGUGACUAUAUGGCUGAUUUUGCUUGCUAUAUUCACAGGCAUUUGCUUUCGUCACAUCUUAAUAUUCAUUUCUGGGAAUGUGCUUACUGUUUCUACAGGCACUUGCAACGUCACAAGGUUAUUCGACAUUGUGCACGGAAUCAUACCAAUCGAGAGCCUUAUGCCAAAUGGCUUGGAAUACCAGAUUGGGAGAAGAAACUUGCUGACUGCUUAAAGAAAACAAAAUCAGAUGAUAGUAACUUGCCUGAUCGAAAUACUUUGCCUGCUGAAAACACUGCUCCAACAACAGAGUCCUCAGCAAGCACUAAAUCACAACCAAGCUCGUGUACCACAACCCCUGAAGAAGCCCCCAAAGUUGAAAAAUCUGAACCAACUGAAAUGGUAAAAAUUGAAAAGCUUCCUGGAAAUCUGUUUAAGUGUGGGAGCUGCACAAUGUGCAGCAUUCACAUUGAACAGGUGGUGCGACAUAUUCGUUAUCAUCACAACGCAGAAGGGCAGUUGCCUAGCAGUGAGUUGGAAAGUGGAAAGUCCAGGUCACCUGCAGCCACUGCACAAAAACUUUUAACCCCAUCAAAACCACUCCAGAUGUCAGCCCGGUCCCCAGCUUCUACACCUUCAACAAUAGCAGCCACAUCCUCGCCAGUGUUGAAGAAAUCACCUACGGACCAGGCUGAUACAAAAUCUGGGGCACCUAAAACGAAAUGCAAAAAGAAGAUAACACCCAUCACAGUCCCAAAGACGCCGUACAGGUGUGUCUUUUGCAACUAUGUUAACAUGUCAGCCACAGAAGUUAAAAAGCACAUGUGGCGUGAACACUCGGAUGAAUUAAAUAAUGUCGGAAUCUUAUUAAAAUCUAAAGAGGAGAGUGAAAAGGUCUCCCAGGGUUCAUCCAAAGGUGGAAAUGAUGGAUCAAGUACACAGAAAGGGCCACCAGUUAAACGCAAACUUAAGCGAGCUUAUAGGCCGCACAAACGGAAGAAGACAAAAACCUACUCAAAGGGUGUGAAGGAACCAAGCAAGAAAAAGAGCUUAGCCAAGGCAAAUGACACUGGGUCAGCUGAUACUUCCCCCAAAUGGGGAAAAAAGAAGUCUUUAAAUAAAAACAUACCCUCAGGUGUCUCUGUUGAGGACCCAACCCGCAAAAGACCAGCUUCUGGUGUGAACAACGAAUCUCCUGUAAUGCCUAAGAAGAGACAGAUUCAAUCUACUCAGCAUUCUGAUUAUGAGUGGGAAAGUCCUUCUUUGGCUGAACCUCCAAACUCAAAGAGUGAAAGAAUUUACAAAUCCGUUGAGAAAACAGAAGAAGGGUCCUACAGAAUGUCAUCCUAUUUUGAAAAAUCUUACCAGGAAAAAGAAGCUGCUUUUAAAUCUAAAAGUGAUAACCCUUCUGAUGUGCCUUUAUCUCAGGAAAACUACUCCCCAAGGCAAAAAGAAGACUCCAGAGUUAGUGAUAACUUGACAAUGCCAGCCUUUCGCAAAGCCGAGAUGGAUAUUUAUAAACGGUUUAUAUUUAAGACCUACGAUGGUAUGUACCUCUGUAACUAUUGCCUCAUCAGUAUGACAACUGAGAUAGAGGCUCGUCUGCACAUAUUGCAAGUUCACCCAAAGAAGAUGACCAACCCCUUGGAGCAGCCAUGCAAAACUUUCCAGAUUUUUCGUAAAAAAACCCGACGUCCGGAAAUUAUUGUGCCCCAUGCUGCUCAGCCUCGUACCAACCAGAAGCUACAGAACCGAGGUGUCCGGAAGAAAGGCAUGACCAAAAAGAAAACCAUGUCAAUGGCUAAUUUUGAGGAGACAGUUGCUGGAAUAAAAAAGGAAAGUCGUGCUUCGUUGUUUGAUUUGUUUGAGAAUCUCGGUGACAGGAAUCAGGACAACAGCUUUCAACAGUCAGUCUCGGGUAGGUUUGAUGAAAAGGCUGAACAGGCUCUGUUGAAAGGAGAGGACGAUGUAGAUUGUGUGUUUACCUGGAGGUGGGCUGACACAGAUGAUGAGAACAAGGCGCCUCAUCAAUACUGCACUGAUUCACAACAGAUCAGUGUUUUGCGACUGAUCACCUACAGGCAGAGUAUAAAUGUAACUGGUCACUUCAAGUGUCCUUUUUGUCAGUUGACGUCCUCCAGCCACAUUAGGGUGAGUGACCACAUACGGCUUGACCAUAUGGAACUGAAACGAUUCAAGUGUCAGGAAUGCAGCUUUAGAAGUUGGUUUCAGUCUCUAUUAGAAAACCAUAAAAGGUUGCAGCAUGUCACAAGUCUGCCUGCAUCAAAUGAAUUCCCACUCUUGCCAAAAGAUUAUGCUUCAAGCAUUAAAGUUGAAACGAGCACUGAACCAGUGGUGCAGGCACCAUUGCUCCAAGAGCCAUGUACAAAUAUUGAUGGCAAGAAGGGAUGGGCAUUCACGGACAUAAAUGUAAUCACUGAUUAUCGGACGUUGUAUUUGCGGACAUACUGCCAGAAGAGCCAGGCUGUGAUGUAUCUGUGCACAAUAUGUUGCCAAAUUUUGCCCAAACAGAACUUGUUUUUUGAACAUGUGACUAGCCAUUACGGAGAAGUCUACCAAUGCAGUAUCUGUUCCUUUAAAACCUGUCUGAGAGAAAGCAUGGAGAAACAUAUCCAAAUCCACUGUCAAUUUCCAAAUGCCAGCUUGAUCAUUUUACACCAUGAACCGCUCUUAAAUGUGGAAAAUCACUCACAAUCUGAACAAUUGCACGAACCUGUGAUGGAUCCACCUUUGAUUUCUGCCCCCAAUCCAAACGAGAAACCUGUUGCUACUUUGCUUGGCCCCAAGAGCAAGCAGAGCCUUUCACCCCAAAUCUUGGCCAGCUCAAAACUAACUAAACAUUUGACCUUCUGCUGCUCAAACUGCCCGGCAAAAUUAAAAGGUUUAAAGGCAUUUAGCAUGCACCUUGACCGCCAUAACAAGUUGGCAGCAAAGACAGCAUUUCUGACCUCUGAGAGUGCUCCCUCUGCAAUACUCUCUUCUUUCUCUCCUCCUGCUGAUGAUGAUGAUGAUGACCUUGACACUUUAUUUGAAAUUCUCUGUCCCUUUGUUCAUGUCUUUCAAAUGUGUGGUUUGAAUGAGGUUUUUUAUUUUUAUUUUUAUUUUUCCUUUUUUCUUUUUCAUUUUUUCUUCUUUCUUUUUUUUUCUUUUUUCUUCUUUCUUUUUCUUUUUUCUUUUUCUUUUUCUUUUUUUUUUUUUCUUUUUUCUUUUUCUUUUUUCUUUCUUUUCUUUUUCUUUUUCUUCUUUUCUUUCUUUUUCUUUUUCUUCUUUUUCUUUCUUUUCUUUUUUCUUCUUUCUUUCUUUUCUUUUUUUCUUUUUCUUUUUCUUUUUCUUUCUUUCUUCUUUCUUCUUUUCUUCUUUCUUUCUUUUCUUUUUCUUUUCUUCUUUUUCUUUUUUCUUCUUUUCUUUUCUUUUUUUCUUUUCUUUUUUUUUUCUUUUUCUUUUUUCUUUUUUUUUUUCUUUUCUUUUUUCUUUUCUUUCUUUUUCUUUUUUCUUUCUUUUUUCUUUUUCUUUCUUCUUUCUUUUUUUUUUCUUCUUUUCUUUUCUUCUUUCUUCUUUUCUUUUCUUUUUCUUUUUUUUCUUCUUUCUUUUCUUUUUUCUUUCUUUUUUUUCUUUCUUUCUUUUCUUUUUCUUCUUUCUUUUUCUUCUUUCUUUUUCUUUCUUCUUUCUUUUUUUUCUUCUUUCUUUUCUUUCUUCUUUCUUUUUCUUUCUUCUUUCUUUUUCUUUCUUCUUUCUUUUUCUUUCUUCUUUCUCUUUCUUUCUUCUUUCUUUUCUUUCUUCUUUCUCUUUCUUUCUUCUUUCUCUUUCUUUCUUCUUUCUCUUUCUUUCUUCUUUCUCUUUCUUUCUUCUUUCUCUUUCUUUCUUUUUCUUUCUUCUUUCUUUCUUUUUCUUUCUUCUUUCUUUCUUUUUCUUUCUUCUUUCUUUCUUUUUCUUUCUUCUUUCUUUCUUUUCUUUCUUUCUUUUUCUUUUUUCUUUCUUUUUCUUUUUUCUUUUUCUUCUUUUUUCUUUUUCUUCUUUUUUCUUUCUUUUUCUUUCUUUUUCUUUCUUCUUUUUUCUUUUUUUCUCCUUUCUCUUUUCUUUUUCUUGUUCCUUUUUCUUCUUUUUUCUUUUUCUUUUUUUCUUCUCUUUUUUUUUUCUUUUUUUUUUCUCCUUUUUUUCCUCUUUUUCUUUUUUCCUUUUUUCUUUUUCAUGUUUAUGUAUGUGUGUGACAACAUUUAA